Messenger RNA from Monodelphis domestica (gray short-tailed opossum), 2596 nucleotides. RefSeq names its product fukutin related protein (gene FKRP). Gene Ontology annotation, biological process: protein O-linked glycosylation via mannose. The record is from RefSeq and is a predicted model, not a curated record. Gene Ontology annotation, cellular component: Golgi apparatus. NCBI's taxonomy places the organism in Eukaryota, Metazoa, Chordata, Mammalia, Didelphimorphia, Didelphidae.
CCUCGCCCCACCACCCCUCUCCUUCCGACCCCCCUGGUUACUAUAGCAACACCUACCCUCCGCACCAUACCUUGCCUACCCACCCUGGGUACCCAAAAUUGCUAAUCUGAUUCUUUCCUCCCCUCACCCUUCGUGGGUGGCCAUAGCUAUCCCGACUGGCCCCAAUGAGUGUCCUCUCCAAUCCCCAGCUAAUCCCACUCCCUCUACUGGACCAGGUCGGUUGCCAUGGCAACACUUACCUGCCUCGACCCCUUUACUCCCUUCCCCCGACCAAUUUUAGGAUCCCCUGGGCCAGGAAUAAACCUUUGGUUCUACCUCCCCAGACUCCUCUGCUAGCUACACAGGCCAGUUGCUAUGGUAACGGCCAUAGAGCUGUUACUAUGGUCACCUUAAUCUUGCCCCCUCCCAGACAUUUUCUCCAUAGUCCAUCCUCAGCUAUGCAGUACCACUCCUAGACCCGGGGUGAGCUAAUGCCCAGAGAAAGAAAGGAAGGUUGAUUGCCAUGAUACUCCCCCCACCCCCAACACACAAGGUGUCCAGACCCAGCCAGGGAUAGGGCUGCUGUGCUUGGAGAGAGCUUAGAGCAGGAAAAGCAGUCAGCAUUGGGGAUUUGUAUACACCACUCUCCUAAAAAGAAUUCCACAUGAUCUGAAGGCUGGGCUCAGCAAUGUAUUGUGCCACCAGCACUUGUGCAACUUUGCCCAGAAUCCUGUCCCUCCUGGCCUCAAUAAAAUGCCAGGGCUGGACCUGAUGACCAUAGGAUGCUUUCUCUGAGGCCAGAGGGGCCCUCCACAGCCAGCUAAGGCAGCCUUUUACAGCCAAGGAACCUGAGGCCCGGAGCUGCAGGGCUCAAGUGGGCUGGAGGCUGCCAGGAUCCCGGGGCUAGCCCCACUUCCGAAAGCCAGAUGCGUCUUACCCGAUGCCAGGUCGCGCUGGCGGCCGCUAUAACCCUCAACCUCCUUGUCUUCUUCUAUGUGUCUCGGCUGCAGCAGCAGCGUCGGCGGGGGAGCCGGGCAAUCCGGCCCCCCCGGCUCUCGCACUCGGCUCCGGACUCUCGGGUCACUGUCCUCAUCCGGGAAUUUGAAGCCUUUGACAAUGCCGUGCCCGAGGUGGUGGCCUCCUUCCUGCACCAUGACCCUACCCAACCCAUCGUUGUGGCUGCUGACACCCUCCCUUACCCACCCCUGGCCCUGCCUGCUGUUCCCAAUGUCCGGCUGGCCCUGCUUCAUCCUUCCCUAGACCAGCCAGCUGCUGCUUCCCAGCCUGAAACCUACGUGGACACAGAGUUUGUGGCCCUGGUACCAGAUGGCACGAGGGCAGAGUCCCCUGGACAGCUCCAGCGCAUGGCUGAGGAGCUGAAAAACACCCACGCCCGACUGGUGGCUUCCCCGGUGGCGACGGCAAACCCCCCCCACUGCAUGGCUCUGGAGGUGAAUCUGCGCGAGUGGACAGCCAGCUAUGGACCGGCCCCAGAUCCUCCCUUCUGUGAUGCCCUGGACGGAGAGGUCGUGGUGGUGGUCAGGACCCGUGACCUCUUUAACCUCUCCCUCCCCCUAGCCCGGCCCAUGAGCACCAGCCUCUUCCUUCAGACCUCGGUCCGAGGCUGGUCCGUGCGCCUGCUGGACCUCCCCUUCGCCCCUGCCCGGCAGCCUCCCCUGGCCACAGCCCAUGCGCGCUGGAAGGCUGAGAAGGAGGGACGCGUCCGGCGCGACGCGCUCUUGCGGACGCUGGGCAUGCGGCUGGUCAGCUGGGAGGGGGGGAGGCAGGAGUGGUUCGGCUGUGGCAAGGAGACAGCCAGGUGCUUCGACACAGUGGUGGGCGACACUCCUUCCUACCUGUACGAGGGCCGCUGGACGCCCCCGUGCUGCCUGCAGGCCCUUCGGGAGACUGCCCGGCACGUCAUCGGGGUGCUCGAGGCCGCGCGGGUGCGUUACUGGCUGGAAGGGGGCAGCCUGCUGGGGGCAGUGAGGCAUGGGGACAUCAUCCCUUGGGACUACGACGUGGACCUUGGCAUCUACCUCGAGGACGUGGCCAACUGCGAACAGCUUCGGGGGGCCGAGGUGGGCUCCGUGGUGGAUGAGCGAGGCUUCGUGUGGGAGAAGGCUGUGGAGGGAGACUUCUUCCGGGUCCAGUACAGUGAGACCAACCACCUCCAUGUCGACCUGUGGCCCUUCUAUCCCCGGAAUGGCGUCAUGACCAAGGACACGUGGCUCGACCACCGCCAGGACGUCGAGUUUCCGGAGCAUUUCCUCCAUCCGCUGGUGCCCCUUCAGUUUGCCGGCUUCCUGGCCCAGGCACCCAACAACUACCGCCGCUUCUUGGAGCUCAAGUUCGGGCCAGGUGCCAUUGAGAACCCAGAGUACCCCAAUCCUGCCCUGAAGAGCCUCGCAGGUAGCGGGUGACUUAGGAAAACUUUUUGGGGGAGUUGGUGACUGCCAUGUUCUAGGAACCACCUCUCCCAAGAGGCUUGCCAAGAACGAGAAGACUAGACCAACUCUUGGUCCUGCAUGGAGAGGAUCAAGUCUGUCUGGGAAUGCCAGGGGGCUUAUGGGGAGUGGUACCUCAGGAAGGUAGCAAUAAAAGACCCUGCUCCUGG